UGCAGCUAUUGCCGCCGCUGCACCGCUUCCGCCAAUACUGUCGCCGCCGCCGCUGCUUCUCCGCGUGAUUCUUCCGCUGCUGCUCCGCAUUCCGCCGCCAUCGACGCUUCUCAACAAUGUCACAAGUUUCAAUUUUCAAUGAAAAUAAUGAAAAGAUCACAAUAAGUUUUACAUCAGAUGAGGAAUUAGAAAAUAUGCAGUUAGAGAAUAAGAUCGCAGUGGCAUUUGGGUUUAUUGAUGAAAUUGAAGGGCCAAAGAUAGUUGGCACUAUUGGCACAAGAUUCUGGAAAUUAUUGAAAUUUAUUUUAAAUAAUAAUAGCCAACAUCGUAUAUCGGUUUUAGCAUGGGACGAAAACGUUGAUCGUAUAGAACAUCUUAUACAGUUGAAUCAAGUUGUACGUGUUAUAGGUGCAAAUGCUAGAAUACGAUCAAAUAAAUAUUCUAUAGAUUAUAAUAUAGGAAAUCUUCCAUAUGAACUUAUUGUUUAUGAUCAUACUGUAAUAGAGAACCUGGGUCCAUUUGAAAGAACCUAAUUUAACCGUUAAUUGAAUCGGUUCAACCGGCAGUCGUUUCCCAAUGUAUCCGAGUACUUAAAUUUGUGCAUUCGUAUGUAUGUGAUAUUAAUGGUUUUUUUGUUAUAUAAAUAUAUUUAAAUUUGUAAGUAAAUAUUUUUUGAAGUAACUAUGUGUGCAAUUUGCAUUAAUAUUAAAUUGAUAAUUAACAAUAAUAUGUAUAUAAAAUGCGGGUACGCCAAGUUUUUGCUUCAUAUAUACUAUGAUCUCAUUGAUCAUUUUAGUCACUUUGAGGAUGUACUGGCGCUAAUAUUCUAACAUUGACAAUACUUUGAAAAUUUAAUAAAUUGAUUCUAUUUAUUACCUUAA
Molecule: messenger RNA, 881 nt
Organism: Wasmannia auropunctata (little fire ant)
Lineage: Eukaryota; Metazoa; Arthropoda; Insecta; Hymenoptera; Formicidae
Exons: 4
Coding region: 117-533 (138 amino acids)
Source: RefSeq, a predicted model, not a curated record